Pseudophryne corroboree (corroboree frog) is the source of this 7682-nucleotide messenger RNA. It is a transcript of the gene ZNF646, whose product is annotated as zinc finger protein 646. NCBI's taxonomy places the organism in Eukaryota, Metazoa, Chordata, Amphibia, Anura, Myobatrachidae. The transcript is spliced from 3 exons. The record is from RefSeq and is a predicted model, not a curated record. Bases 798 to 6992 code for a protein of 2064 amino acids. Gene Ontology annotation, molecular function: DNA-binding transcription factor activity, RNA polymerase II-specific; RNA polymerase II cis-regulatory region sequence-specific DNA binding. Gene Ontology annotation, biological process: regulation of DNA-templated transcription.
CGCUCCCCGCCAUCUUUAGAGCGGGCACACGCCGCGCCCGGCGACGCCAUGUCACAUGCUGGCAGCCGUCGUGUCCUGGGAGACGAGGAGAGCCGGAGAAUGGUGCUAGUGGGGAAGACAUUCCGGGGGACACAUUUCCUGUUUCCUAGCAACAAAAGGAAGUGUUAAUGGUGCUGAGAGAUGGUCUAAAUAAUCCCCGGAGUGAUCUCUCCGGCCGGGCCCUACACCCGCAGGCUGGGGCCCCUGACUGGGGGACGGGAGAGCGCCUCGGCCGAGCCUGGGGCCGGCACCUGGGGGCCCCAAGCGCGAGGAGAGGGCCCUGCCCCAUUGUGGCCCAUUCACCCCCUACUGCUGCUGCUGGGUAUCCUACAUCUGUGUUACCCCUGGCUAUGGGCUGCCUGCCCCUCCCCAUCCUAAUCACACACACCCCCCACUGGAGGCUGGACAGAACGCACAUCCUGUGUUGAAGAAGUGGCGUUCACAUUUGUCUGUAUUGCCUGAGAGGUAGGAUGAACCUGGGCCGGGGUGGAACAGAGGUCACUGGGGAAGUCAUUAGACUGCAAUGAACCAGCCGCUGCCCUUGGUAAAUGUUGUUCAUUUCUAGCCGUGAUUGCGGUGAAGAAAUGCUGAGUGUAGGAAGCCGGGUUCUGGACGCGCACACGAGAGAGAGAUACCCGUAAUCUGUGGCGUCACCGCAGCUGGAAGUGAUGCUCAAGCAUUGUCCUAGGAGUGGAGCUUGAUCCCCGUGGGCUGGUGGAAAUUUCAUGGUGUGAAAGACCUCGUGUUCCUCACUAAACAUGGAUGAAGGAGGUUUUGGGGCCCACCAAGUAGAAGGUGCUCCAGGCCGAUCCUUGAAGUGUGACCAGGAAGACAGACCAUAUAAAUGUAAACAGUGUGACAAAAGUUACCGGCAUGCUGGCAGCCUUGUCAACCAUAGGAAGACCCACCAGGUUGGACUCUACACCUGCCUAAUCUGUCAAAAAGAGUACUCUAAUCCAAUGGGAUUGAAAAGCCACCUGCGCACCCACUCGGAGGAGAAGCGUUUCCAGUGUGACCAAUGCGGAGAAGCCUUUCGCAUGUCUCAGCAACUUUACAACCACAGGAAGUCUUUGCAUAGUUUUUGUUCUGUCUCUAAUGGGGAAAACGUUGGCAGAAGCCACAAGCUUGACACACAGCCUCCAGUGCUUGCAGAGAGUAGCAAUUUAAUGAGUAAUUUGGAGAACUACAUUGCUGAAUCCAUGGUGCCGGUGGACUUUUCUCAGCUUGUGUUAAAGCAUUACCCGGAGGAGAAAUCGCAAGACGAGGGUACCGCAGAAGAUUACUCUGAAGGAAGGGCGACUGUUGCAGAGGAGAGAGAAGAGAUGACCCAAAGCAACUCUGAGGAGUAUAGGUAUAAGUGUAACCAGUGCGAGAAAGCCUAUAAACAUGCCGGCAGUCUGGCUAACCACAAACAGAGCCAUAUGGUUGGUGUGUAUCAAUGUGCCAUCUGUUUUAAGGAAUUUUCCAAUCUCAUGGCCAUGAAGAACCACUGCCGUCUCCAUUCAGAUUCCAGAGCCCGAAGACGUUUCAGAUCCUCUGCAAAAGUUGCUGGGAGCCGUGCAAGAAGCACAGAUCUACCACAGACUGACGUGUUGCAGUCGGAUGACUUUUUGGAACAGCACGACGAUCCGCCUGAUCUAUCUGAGGUAUCGGAGAGCAGCAACGUAGAGGAAGAUGCAGAUAAAAUCCCCUUACCUGGCCCAGAACACCAGGUGGCACCUGAACCUGGCUCAUUAAGUCCGCUUUCCAAACCUAAUCCUAAUGCGGAGGAUACGCGCUUCUGUUUAGACUCAUUGCUUCAGAGCUCUGGCAUUGACAAUAUGGUUCAGGUGCAGGAGAAUACAGUGGUCCGUAAUUCUUCCUUCAAACAUGAAGGGGAAUCAGGGCAGUGCCAGGCUCAACAAUUAUCCUAUGACUCUACACUUGAAGAAGAAGCUAACUCGGGAGAUGUGGCAAACAGGCCUUUUAAGUGCCAAGAGUGUGGGAAGACAUACAGGCAUGCGGGGAGCCUCAUAAAUCACAAAAAGACUCACCAAACCGGGGUGUACAGCUGUUCAUUAUGUUCUAAGCAGAUGUUCAAUAUGGCUGCCUUAAAAAACCAUCUUCGUGCUCACUUUAAGUCUAGAGGAGGGAGAAAGCUUGAAGAUGCCUUUUUCCAUUCUGCCAGCUUCUCUGAGUUCUUCCAAAACCCAGAGGACCCUUACCAAUGUGGCAUCUGUGGUGAAAUAUUAACUAAUGAGAGCGAUUAUCUACAGCACCAAGUCCUUCACCAAGAGCAGGGGCUGAAAGAAACCUGUAGUGAGAGUCCAAAUAUGGAAGAGGGUCCUGAAACUGAUGUUUGUUGGCAGGAACAUCCCCAAGCCUCACACGGUAGCAGUGAUGACUCUGCUUAUUCAAGUGGUCCCGGUAUGCCAGAUAUAAUCAAGACAGAGGUGGAACACCUUGCCCUUCAGCAGUGGAGUCCUCUAGCCGUACAACCUGAUGUAAAGACUGAGAGCAGCGGUGCUGGCCUUCAAAGCGCAUCUACAAGUUUUGAUCAGCUUCCACAAGAUCAGAUUGUCUCAAAAGAGGAAAUGUCUUGUGGAUUACAAGAACCAGAGCAAGCACCAGUGGACCGACCCUAUAAAUGUGAGUCUUGCGGAAGGACAUAUCGUCACAAAAGCAGCUUAAUAAAUCAUAAGCUGACACACAAGACAGGAGUAUAUCAAUGCUCUCUCUGCCCAAAGCAAUACACUAAUUUAAUGGCCCUACGAAACCACCACCGAUUCCAUAAUAGAUCAUAUGCAGGGAGAAGGGGGCACUCAUCCAGACGAAGUCACCAUUUUUUUCGUAGCAAACCCAGAUUUUUGCAAACAAAAAGCGUGAACUCGUUGGUAGAAUCUGUGAAACUAAAUGACAAAAUAACCCCUGGGGCGGCCACCCAUAUUGCAGCUUCUGAAACAAUUUUGACCGAGUCACAAACUCAUUGCCGCUGUGGAAAGUCUUUUACCUGCUCAGAAGAUUUUCAUGAACACGGCCAGAGAUGUAGGAAAGCAACGUCUGACUCUUGUGCGGAGCCAGCCACAGACCUCCAAGGUGGGAAUUCAAUGUUUACAAGCCUCCCAGAAGCUGCUGCAAAAACAAAAGUGAUAACAGAACCCCAUGGAAAAGUUUCAGAAACUUCAGAACCUCAUGGAAGACGGGUGUUUGAAUGUGACCUUUGCGAAAAAUCCUAUAGACAUUCAGGAAGCCUAAUCAACCACAAACGUACGCACCAAACUGGUGAUUACAUGUGCCCUUAUUGCUCCAAGCAUGUACAUAACUUGGCUGCCUUAAAAAAUCAUAUAAGAAUUCAUCACAAGGUUAAAAAGAGCCAACAGGAAAACGGGAGUGAUAAUCCUGGGUUUAUUUAUGCUGAUCUUGGCUUCCCCCAUGAUGGCAAGGACUUAUUUGGUUGUGUCAGCUGUGAAGAAACGUUCCAUAGUGAAAGUGAUCUGGUGGCUCACCAAAUGGUCCACAUGGCACUAGAGGGAGAAUUAUGGGACCAUCAGGAUCCAGUAUCAAGCACACCAAAGGUCUAUAAAGAUCCAACUUUAAGAGUUAUUAGGGACUAUGAUUGGGAACGUUCUAGUGUCUCAGAUUUCCAUGGAGAGGACACUAAAGAUCUUGGGUCUCCAGGUGAAGAUAUUAAACCUUUAGAUUACACAUGUGUAGAAUGUGGGGAAGUUUAUGACAGUGUAGAGGACCUGAAUGACCAUAAACAUACCCAUCAGACUGGUAUAUACCAGUGUUCCUUUUGCCCCAAAGAGUACCCCAACCUACUUGCCCUGAGAAGUCAUUUUCAGUCCCACACCAAGCCUCAAGCUCUCAGGAAUAGUGGCAGAGAAACCUUAGAUGGUUCUGAGGAGAAUGAGUUUGUGGAUAAUCCGCCCUCUGUGGAUAACAGCUAUGACUGUGGUCACUGUGGACUGAUCUUCUCAAAUGAAGUAGACUUCCAUCAGCACCAGGUUGCACAUGAAAAACAGGUGAUGGAAGAAACUCUACCUGGGCUCCAAGCUGAGGGACAAGUGUCGGAGCUCUCCUUCCCCAUGCAUUCCUCAGAAAGGGAGUUGUUAAGAAGAAUAAAGAGCGAGAUGGAGGAAGCCGACCCCAGUGAAGCUGCUGAUGCUGGAUCUCUGCUGUCCCAUAUUUGUGGCUUCUGUGGUAAGACUUACGAUGAUCUAGAGAGCUUGCAGGUCCAUAGCUUGAGUCACUGUGCUGAAGUGCCCUCUGCAAGUGGAAAUGUCCCCCCUGAGGCAGAUGCUCAAGAUGAAACCCCCCAGCAAAGUCUGACCGUGAAAGAGGAGGAUAGUUCUGUUGAAACUGCCAAGAAUGGAGAAAGCCCAGAGAGCCGCCCUUAUACUUGUGAGCAGUGUGGAAAGACCUAUCGACAUGGUGGAAGUUUAGUAAACCAUAAAAAGACUCAUUUAGUUGGCAAUUUCCAGUGUGUUGCUUGUUUUAGACAGUAUCCUAACCUUGCAGCUUACAGAAACCACUUGAGACACCACCCAGAUUGUAAGCAGCAGGCAGCGAUGAACAAUCCUCAUGAACUACAAGCUUCAAGUCUAAACAACAGUAUAUACCCCAGUGGGGACAGGAUACAGUGGAACCUUUCUCCCCCUUCCAGUGUUAUUUUAUCUGACCUUGCUGGUCCCCAUGUUAUGUCCAAUUACUUUAAACCAAACAAGAAAUCUGAAUCUAAGGCUAAUUCCACUCUAAAUAAUUCCCCUCCCCAAGUUGAUUGCCAGACUCCCAUAAAACGUAUCAAGAACUCAAGUAGACGGUCUUCUAGGCGAGCUGGUAGAAAGAAAGUAGCGACUGUUCCAACAGCUGCUCCUGGAGGCAUAUCUCCCAGUGGUCCCCUGAAAGUGGCCGAUGGAGAAGACAAAUCACUUAAGAUCUGUGAAUUUUGUGGUCAAAUGUUCUUUGGUGUUAAAGAUAUGGCACUGCAUCUUUCUGGUAAUUGUGCGCGGAGCAGCCACUCAGAAAAAGUAAUGGCUUCUCUACUAGUCGGCAAGAGGACAGAGAGUAAAGGAAUUAUGCUGCCGUCCCUCGCUGGUUUGAUUUUGUCACCUUGUCAAAGUGAGAGUGGGUUUCACCAACGUCCAUUUCGUUGUGAAGUAUGUGGCAGGAGUUAUAGGCAUGCAGGGAGUCUCAUUAACCAUAAGCAGACGCACAAAACUGGGGUUUUCCGCUGUUCAAUUUGCCAGAAACGUUUCUUCAACCUCAUGGCCAUGAAAAACCACAACCGAAUCCACUUUGAACUGAAGAGGCACAAGUGCCUGGACUGUGGCAAAGCUUUUCGGCUGAGAAAGCAAUUGGACACCCACCAAAGAAUACACCGGCAAAGGGCUGCAGCCAGAAAACCAGGAAGGCGCAACCGCAGAAGUAUGAAACAUAAAAAAGUUGCUCAAUGGCAGCAGCAAAAGUCCUCUAUUUUUUCUAAAGACCUUCCAAGCCAAGACCCUUCUUCAGUUCAAGUUAACGGUAUUGGGAAGAAGAGGUCUGUAUCUACGGUGAAAAGGGCAAUGGAUCCUAAUUUCCGUCCUUACCAAUGUGAAGAGUGUGGGAGAUCAUACAGGCAUGCAGGAAGCUUGUUUAACCAUAAGAAAAGUCACAAAAUUGGGCAGUACUGUUGUUCCAUUUGUGACAAAACGUAUUCUAAUCUCAUGGCCAUGAAGAAUCAUCAACGCACUCAUUACGAAGCCAAAAGACAUCACUGCUCCCAAUGUGGAAAGACCUUCAGGUGGAAAAGGCAGCUUUACAGACACCAAGUUGUUCAUGCCCAAGACGGGCCCCAGUCGUCCGAUUCUCAUCUGCCGUCAGAAGCAGGAGAAGCAAUUGUAGUAGAUGAUCACAAGGAAGAAACCUCCACUCUGUCCCAUAAAAGACCCAGAACAACCAGAUACCGCUCAUCCAGUGCUACAAAGAAGACCAACAAAACUAGCGAGCAGUUAUCCUCCUUAAAACCGGUUUGUCUAGCUUGUGGCAUAUUAUUUGCCAGCUAUGAUGAGUUGGAAAGCCACCAGUGUAAUGAAAACAUGUCUGAUAUGUUGGCCUCUGGUAAGGAAGGGACAGAAGACCCUACAUCAUCAGAAGAGGGACGGCCAUAUCAAUGUAAUGUUUGUGGCCGCACCUACCGGCAUGCUGGUAGUUUACUCAAUCACAAAAACACUCAUGAGACAGGGCUUUAUAAGUGCUCCAUAUGCCACAAACAGUUUUUUAACACCAUGGCCAUAAAGAACCAUCUCCGCACUCACACAGCCGAGAAACGCUUCCAAUGCGUGGACUGCGGAAAAGCUUUUCGCUCUUCCCGAGAACUGAUCUGCCACAGUCGAGUCCAUACUGGUGAAAGACCCUUCCAUUGCCCAACUUGCAAUCGCGGGUUUAGCAGUAAGCUGACACUUAGGCAUCAUCAACGUACUCAUAAGCAUUCGACUUCUUGUUCUUCUCAGUCUUCCACACGUGUUCUGCCAAGUGCUAAAGAAACGGAGUGCAGUGAAAAGAACUCAUUGGAAUCGCCGGAGGUGACGCAGAACCCAACCGCCCAAGAAGAACGUAAAUACAAGUGCAACCAAUGCGAUCGCUCUUACCGCCAUGCUGGUAGUCUAUUCAAUCACCAGAAAACCCAUAGGACUGGGGUCUACAAGUGCCCAAAUUGCCUCAAGGAAUUCUUCAACCUGCUUGCCUUUAAGAACCAUCUCCGUAUUCACAAAUAUCCGUGCAAGGACUGCGGGAAAGCUUUUCGCAUCGCUAGCCAUCUGGCUGCGCAUCGUAAACUGCAUGAACAGGAGGAGCCUUUAACCUGCCCGCUCUGCAACAAGCACUUUUCCUGCCGCUCCAGUCUUGACCAGCACCAGUUGACCCAUAAUGGCUCGAGCGGUGAUGUCCUGGAGCCUCAGGCUGUAGCCAAUUUCAUGGUGGAAGUGACAUGAGCUUAGACCGAGAAGUUACAGCUACUUCCCACCACGUUCUCUAGUCAGAAGACUGACCUUUCCACACAUUCACUUUCUUUGUAAACAGCCUCAGCAAGGUGCCAUUAAACCGUUCAACGAUGUCCAGGUGUAGAUUGUAACCCAGUAAUGGACAGACCUGCAGAAUCAUCUUCAGAAACGAAGUGGCACUUUUUUAUUUUUGUUUUUAUUUUAUUUUUAAUCAAAUGUUUCUCCCCCUAGUUACGUUGCCUUUUCAUUUUGUUACAAAGGACAAGGAGGGGUUCUCCUUCCCUUACCACAUGCACUUCUGCGGAAACAUGGUGCUUUAAUGAAACAUUCUGACACCUGCGUGUCGCUCACAGCAACGCGACGUUGCCGAUUUAGCCUCGCCCCAGUGACUAUACUUUAUUUGUACACUUCCUCCUCACCAUUCCAGGGGAAGAUUACAAACUGUUGUGGGACUGUUAUAAGCAAUUUGGGUGGGUUACACGGUAGGGCAGCACAUUUGCUUGAAACGGGUUUACACAUUGCCCUCUACAAGGCUGUUAUGUUCUCAUUUCCUGCUGGGCGGAGCCUGCAGCACUGUGCAGUAGAUGGGUUUAAUAAUUUAUAUUGUACAGGGUUCCGAGAACCUUCAAGCUGACAGUGUAGGGGGGAGGGGAUUAUGCAGAUAAAUUAAUUUGUAAAUGC